Molecule: messenger RNA, 976 nt
Organism: Notothenia coriiceps (black rockcod)
Lineage: Eukaryota; Metazoa; Chordata; Actinopteri; Perciformes; Nototheniidae
Product: CREB-regulated transcription coactivator 1-like
Exons: 9
Coding region: 2-976 (324 amino acids)
Biological process (GO): protein homotetramerization; positive regulation of transcription by RNA polymerase II
Cellular component (GO): nucleus; cytoplasm
Molecular function (GO): cAMP response element binding protein binding
Source: RefSeq, a predicted model, not a curated record
GAUGGCGUCCUCUAACAAUCCUCGCAAAUUUAGCGAAAAAAUCGCUUUACAUAAUCAGAAACAGGCGGAGGAAACUGCUGCGUUUGAAGAAGUGAUGAAAGAGCUGAACAUCACCAGAGCUGCUCGGUUGCAGUUACAGAAGACCCAGUAUUUGCAACUAGGGCAGAAUCGUGGACAGUACUAUGGAGGCUCACUGCCCAAUGUCAAUCAGAUUGGAAAUGGCAACAUUGACCUGCCUUUUCAGAACUCUGUGCUGGACACCAGUCGGACUACUAGGCACCACGGGCUGGUGGAGCGUGUUUACCGUGACCGCAACCGCAUCACGUCUCCUCACCGCCGGCCGCUGUCAGUCGACAAACAUGGACGCCAAAUCGACAGCUGUCCUUACAGCUCAGUGUACCUCUCCCCACCGCCAGACACUAGCUGGAGAAGGACAAAUUCAGACUCUGCCUUACACCAGAGCGCCAUGAAUCCCAAACCCCAGGAGGUGUUUGCCGGGGGAUCACAGGAGCUGCAGCCUAAACGAGUACUGCUGCUAACAGUGCCUGGGACCGAGAACUCUGAGUCAAACGAGGAUGCGCAGGAACAGUUGUGGGAUGACAAGAAGGAUGAUUCAUCAAACGCAUGUGAUGUCCCAGGAAUCAAUAUAUUCCCAUCACCAGACCAGGAGUUGAACCUGUCCUUGCUCCCUGCUGCACACAACACCGGGGGCUCGCUGCCUGACCUGACCAACAUCCAGUUCCCCCCCCCACUGUCCACCCCACUGGACCCCGAGGACACCGUGGCCUUCCCCUCCCUCAGCGCCUCCACCAGCACGGGCAGCCUGACCACCAACCUCACCCACCUGGGCAUCAGCGCCGCCAGCCAUGGUAAAGCGAAACGCCUCCAUGUUCAGUUUAAAGCUCGGAGUAUGGUCACACACACGGACACGCUGCACGUGAAGAAAUCUACUUUCUCGCCAGGGGGUUCUCCUUAG